CCGUAUCGCCUAGCCCGGGCCAAGUUUCACUUUCAUACCAGCCCGGCCCAGCAGCUUCCUUCAACCUCAAACCCGCUCGAACCUCCGGCUCCACUCGCCGUCGCCGCCGCCGCCGCCCACCGACGACGAAGGGAUGGGGACGUCCGUGCAGGUGAUGCCGCUGAGCGGGGCGUACGGGGAAGGCCCCCUUUGCUAUCUGCUCGCCGUCGACGGCUUCCGCUUCCUCCUCGACUGCGGCUGGACCGACCACUGCGACCCCGCCCUCCUCCAGCCCCUCGCCAGGGUUGCGCCAACAAUAGAUGCUGUUCUUCUGUCUCAUCCUGACAUGAUGCAUCUAGGAGCUUUGCCCUAUGCUAUAAAACAUCUUGGAUUAUCUGCACCAGUAUAUGCAACAGAACCUGUGUUUAGACUUGGCCUUUUAACCAUGUAUGAUUAUUUUCUAUCUCGAUGGCAAGUUGCAGAUUUUGACUUGUUUUCUUUGGAUGAUAUUGAUGCCGCAUUCCAGAAUGUUGUGAGACUGAAAUAUUCACAGAAUCACCUUCUUAACGAUAAAGGUGAAGGAAUAGUUAUUGCGCCACAUGUGUCGGGCCAUCUUUUGGGGGGUACAGUAUGGAAGAUAACAAAAGAUGGAGAGGAUGUCGUCUAUGCUGUUGACUUUAACCACCGAAAAGAGAGGCAUUUGAAUGGUACUACCCUUGGAUCUUUUAUACGGCCAGCUGUUUUGAUUACUGAUGCUUACAAUGCCUUGAACAAUCAGGUCUACAAAAGGCAGCAGGAUCAAGAUUUCAUUGAUUCAAUGGUGAAAGUUCUAUCAAGUGGUGGUAGCGUAUUACUGCCUGCUGAUACAGCUGGUAGAGUGCUAGAACUUCUUUUAAUAAUGGAGCAGUACUGGGCUCAACGACAUUUGGUCUAUCCUAUCUACUUUCUGACAAAUGUUUCUACUAGUACUGUUGAUUUUGUCAAGAGUUUUCUUGAAUGGAUGAGUGAUUCUAUCUCAAAGUCUUUUGAACACACUAGAGAUAAUGCCUUCUUAUUAAGACAUGUCUCACUGAUAAUUAACAAAGAAGAGCUAGAGAAACUGGGAGAUGCUCCAAAGGUGGUUCUAGCAUCCAUGUCAAGUUUGGAGGUUGGCUUUUCUCAUGACAUUUUUGUUGAGAUGGCAAAUGAAGCUAAAAAUCUAGUGCUUUUUACUGAGAAGGGUCAGGUACGUCCAUGUGUGCAGCCUCUUCAAAUGGGUCACACUUCUCUUCACUCUUCACAUGUUUUCAGUGGCUUGCCACCUUAAAUAAAUUGCUAUAAG
Triticum urartu is the source of this 1300-nucleotide messenger RNA. NCBI's taxonomy places the organism in Eukaryota, Viridiplantae, Streptophyta, Magnoliopsida, Poales, Poaceae. The record is from RefSeq and is a predicted model, not a curated record.